AUGCAAGUUAAUAAAAACACUGAUUGAUACCUUAAACACUUUAAGCAUCUGCAGGGUGAGCUGUAGUAUCAUCAUGACGUGCAAAGACUUGUUCCUGGACUAAUAGAAUUUGCGCGUGCCUUAGAGAACUAUAAAAAGGGGGGUUAUUUAUUCUUCAACCGCCCAUCAAGCAUCAAAAAUAUCGUAAAAUCACACCUCCCUUUUCAUCCAUCCCUUUAACUCUCGUUCAACACACUCCUGGCCUGUAUAUUUCUUGGAACACCAUGUGUAGCACUAUUGAAUUCGUCGCCUUUGACGCCCUUAUUGUCGUCGGAGUCAUCCUCCUCAUUGUCUGGAUCCUCGCUCUUUGUGGUAUCUUUACCAUUGGCACUGGUCCAUUGGAGCACCUGUUCAUCGUCUUAGCCAUCAUCUUUAUUAUCGCUUGGCUCUUCACACGCUUCUACUACGGUGGUCGUCGCUGGGGAUAUGGCCGUCGAACAAUUGUUUAAAUUCUUUAUCACCAUACCCAUCAGGAAUU
This is a messenger RNA of Lobosporangium transversale, 517 nucleotides long. RefSeq lists its product as hypothetical. The record is from RefSeq and is a predicted model, not a curated record. Lineage: Eukaryota; Fungi; Mortierellomycota; Mortierellomycetes; Mortierellales; Mortierellaceae. The transcript is spliced from 2 exons. The coding region runs from base 264 to 488 and encodes 74 amino acids.